This is a messenger RNA of Alligator sinensis (Chinese alligator), 3949 nucleotides long. RefSeq names its product repulsive guidance molecule BMP co-receptor b (gene RGMB). The record is from RefSeq and is a predicted model, not a curated record. Gene Ontology annotation, biological process: BMP signaling pathway. The transcript is spliced from 3 exons. Bases 349 to 1317 code for a protein of 322 amino acids. Gene Ontology annotation, molecular function: coreceptor activity. NCBI's taxonomy places the organism in Eukaryota, Metazoa, Chordata, Crocodylia, Alligatoridae. Gene Ontology annotation, cellular component: plasma membrane.
ACAUCAUUCCCAAAUGGGCACUCGCUCGAUUCUGUGACAGCUCAAGCAAAUGGGUCACAGCGAAAAAUCGGUUGGAUUGAGUUCCUGGAGUGAAAACUCUGCUGACGUGACUGGAAGCUGUGGAAUAGAAAAGACUCUGGUGACUGCCAGCUACAAACACCAUGUCGAAUCCAGAAGUGCACCACAGACUUUGUAUCAUUAACGUCACAUCUGAACCCUGCAAUCGAUGGCUUUGAUUUGGAGUUCUGCAAGGCCCUGCGGGCAUAUGCAGCCUGCACCUAUCGUAAUUCCAAAGUCUGUCGUGGAAACCUAGUCUACCAUUCUGCUGUGCUAGGGAUCAGUGACCUCAUGAGCCAGAGAAACUGCUCCAAGGAUGGGCCGACGUCCUCUACUAACCCUGAAGUUACCCACGAUCCCUGCAAUUAUAGUAGUCGUACAGGAGCCAGAGAACAUCGGGGAGGGGAGCAAACUCCUCCUGUCUACCUUUUUUGUGGUUUGUUUGGUGAUCCCCACCUUAGGACUUUUAAGGAUCACUUUCAGACAUGCAAGGUGGAAGGGGCCUGGCCUCUGAUAGACAAUAACUACUUAUCAGUGCAAGUGACAAAUGUGCCUGUGGUCCCAGGAUCCAGUGCUACUGCUACAAAUAAGAUAACUAUUAUCUUUAAAUCAUACCAAGACUGUACAGAUCAGAAGGUAUACCAGGCAGUGACCGACGAUUUACCAGCGGCUUUUGUAGAUGGAACAACAAGUGGAGGUGAUGGUGACACCAAGAGUUUGCGCAUUGUGGAGAAAGUCAGUGGCAAAUACAUGGAAAUGCAUGCCAGGUACAUUGGUACAACUGUGUUUGUGCGCCAGCACGGGCGCUACCUUACAUUGGCUAUUCGUAUGCCAGAAGAGCUGGCCAUGGCUUACGAAGAAAGCCAAGACCUGCAGCUGUGUGUGAAUGGUUGUCCCUCAAGUGAACGUAUUGAUGACAGUGGCCACUUGCCAUUGCCUGUCAUGGGGCAGCUUCCUUCUCAUGCAGGCACCACUCAGCCCCGCUCUGUGUACACACUGGAGAGUGCCACUACCAAAUGCCAUGAGAAGAUAUUAGUGAAGGACAUCUAUUUUUACUCAUGUGUCUUUGACCUGCUCACCACUGGUGAUGCCAACUUCACAGCAGCAGCCCACAGUGCCUUGCAGGAUGUAGAGGCACUGCAUCCCAGGAAAGAGCGCUGGCACAUUUUCCCUAACAACGGAACCGGUGGCUUUGUCAAGGGAAGCAAGUUGUUUGUUAGUCUUGGACUUGUGUGCUUGAUCCUUGUUGCAUUUUUGUAGGGUUUUUGACUAUAACAAAGUUUUAAAAUAUAUAUUGUCAUAAUAUAUUGAGGUAAAAGCUAAGAGUAUAUAUGUAUAUACCAUGUAUAUGAAGGGAUGUUUGUCUUGGGACGCCCACCAGACUGUACAUAUUGUGUUACUGUUCACAUAUGUUGGAUGUAGUAUUCUUUGUAUCAGUUUUGUUUUGCAGUUGGUGAAAUGUUUUAUAAUGUCCCUGAGUUGGGAUCUGAUAGAAAGCACUUUAUUUUUUAUAUAUUAAAUAUUUAUGUGUUUCUGGGUCAUUAUGUAUAAUACAUAUACACAUGUACAUACACCACAACCAGUGGUCCCUCUAAGCAUUACCUACUUUUACAAAACCUUUUUAUAUUAAUGCCUUUCAGUGGGUGUUCUUCCUUCCAUCAUUAAUUACUCUCAAGGCUAUCACUCAUCUUCUCUUUUGAAAAAGGUGGUAUUUUACUGUUGUCUCUAGUUGGAUCAUUCAAAACCCAAUCUUUAUUUUGUCUGUGAAACAAUCUCUUUUCUCCAUUGCAUUAGCAAAAACAAAAAUUCCCGUACUAACAUUAAAGAAAGCAAGGGUGACUGCUAAUGACUCUUAUAAAGCAACUAUGACGUGUGGGUAGAACAGACUUGGUAGCAUGCAAUGGGUCAGCUAAUUUCAGCAUGAUCUUUUGGAAGUUGCUCUUCCUAAGUUAGUACUAUUGGUUUCAUUCCAAUGCAUUUGUGCAAUAGGGAUUGUUUAGCUACUUUAGCUCCAGGGGAGCACCUGACUUUUUAAAAUCAUGUGGGAAAAGUAGUUAUAUCAGAAGGUGCUAGAUAACUGUUCUUCUGUUUUAAGAAUUCCUGUCAUAGCAGUCCACCUCCUUUUUUUCUGAAGUAACUUCAUAAUGCUUUGAGCAUGAUAUAAUUGGUUGACAGGGUUAUUGUUAAGUGACCUGUAAACCACGCUUUUGUUUUGGGUGGUAGAACAUAGAGGAAAGGCCUCCCAUUCAUAUUCUCUACACAAAAAAGGAAUAGAGGUGAUACUAGCCAUUGAUUCAAUUUAGUGCCUUGAAUUACUGCAAGAAAAUAGCACAGCGCUAGUAUAUAAAGAUUAUUGACCUGUUUUUUAAAAAGAAAUAAGACUGAUACAAAAACAUGCUUGUGAUGGUAACAGGUCGGACCUGUUUCUGUUCCAUCUUUGGAAAGAGUUUAUAUGAGAUUAGUGGAUUUCUGCCAUGUGAAUAACAAAUUCAAACAGUCUUUCUUCUGUUCUGAUAAAACUCGGUACAUAAACUUGAUGGAGUCGCUCAUUUGGGUAAAGAAGGUUUUAUGACUUUAAGAAUCAAAUACUUGUAAUUUUGCAUAUAAUGUCUAAAUAGCUUCAGGACUAUCAGUUUAGCAUUUUGCAGAGGUUUGCUGUUGGCAGAGAAACCAAUUACAGGUACUCCUCACUUAACGACCUACUUGUUUAACGACCGCGCGGACUUACGACCAGCUGUCCGUAGAGUCGUAGAGCUGGUUGGCAGCGCGGCGUCAAGCUGAGGGGGACGUGGAGCUGAGCCCGGCACCCUCCAGCCGGCUCCGCGAACCCACGAGGGGGGAGAAGCAUCCACCCGGAGGGCAGCGGCCAGGACUCACCACCAUGGCCAGCGCCUUCCCAUCCCCGGCUGUUUCCCUGGGGGCCAACUGCUCUCGGUGAGGGGCGGCUCCUCGCUUAUCGACCAAUUCGCUUAACGACCGAGUCGUAGGAACGGAACUCAGUCGUUAAGUGAGGAGUGCCUGUAACUCCUUCCUGGAAUGGGUGAAAGAUGCAAUACCUGCAUUGGCCUAAGAAAAAUAUUUGGUUUGGCUACUCAGUCUACUCAGUGUGGAAGACCAACCAAUAAUACAUGCUAGAGCAUUAUAGCUAAUCCAUUUGCUGCCUACUUUCCUGUUUUAAAACCUUUCAGGUCAACUCAGUCCAAAAAUGACUGCUAGUAAUCUGAGUCCUGGUCUAAAGUAGAACUGUUUUGCUGCUUAAAACAUUAUGAAGAGAUCUCCAUAUUUUGGAUGGCUGAAUUUCCCCAUUAGUGGCUAGAGUUUAAACUUGUUGUGGAUGAAUUUUGGGGAGCCAAGCUAGAAUUUUUAGCAAGCACAUAGUAAAUGAUGUCUGUCUACUACUUAAUUUCCUGUGUCCCCAAAUCCCAUGCAUAUACCUAAACAAAUAUCCAAGAGUCUCACAAUUAGAUAAGUAAUAUUUCAGAAAUAUAGUACUUCCUUUAAGUAGAUUUCAUUUUCUUGUUCCUGCUGUGGGAAUUCUUGAGAAAAUGUUAUUUGCACAUGUUGGUUCUUGAAGUCCACCAUAGCCAAGAGAGCUUUAGUUAAUGCCAAACAUAUGGAUAUUUUGAAGCUAGUGAAUGGUCUCUGGGGAGAACUUAAGCUUAGAGGGAACACUGGUUUUCACAGACACACCAAAUGGCUGUCUUUUAGAAGGCUUCAAAUUUUAUUUUUAUGCUUGGAAACCCCACAAUGUGUCAGUCUUUGCAACAACCUUUUAGAUGUGGUUCAUGGAUAUACCAAUAAGUAUAUGUUUGUGUAAAAGAGUGACUGUGCAGUGUGUAAAUACUUUAAAUUAUUAUGGUAGAAGAAUAAAGUUACAUACCAUGCUGUGGAA